AUGACUAAGUUUUCGGUAUUUCAAUAUAGUCAACUUGAGGGUUACGAUAAACAAAAGCUCAUACUUCCUUUCCACUUGAAGAACGACGGAACACCACUUGUCUCGGCUGGGCGAGAUAAUCGACAUCUGAUAACUAUUAGCGGCUCGAAGACGUCGACAAAUUAUCCUUUGGAGUAUCCUGAAUUCAUGCUAAGAUUGGGCGGCAAAAACACGGCGGUCGCGACUCUUCCUGACAUAACGCCGCCAGAUUCUGAGGAUGAUCUUGUGAGAGCAGAACAGGAGUUGACUGAUAACCAUCUCGAUGGGCUAAUUAAGAUGAAAGAAGUCAACCCUUUCCUCAAGACAGGUGACAGCAGUCAAAUUCAUACCCGAUUUAUUGAGAAAGUCACGGUAAAGGUGGACUCGAUCAGAGAUGAUGCGGACGAGUCUAGUAUUGGGGAUGUUUCCGAACGUCUUGGUCGCGCCGACAUGAUUAGUCAACGAAUGAUAUCCCUCAGAAAAGCCUCGACAAUCAACUGGAUGAUCAAGUAUCUAACCAGAGACGAUGGUUGGAAUCUCCAAACAACUGAUGACGGUACAACCCGUACCACUGUUGCGACCGUGGACGACACAGACACCGGAGUUCCAGGUGAAGACGAGAUAUCCAAAUACCAAUCAAUCGAUUUUCCAGCAACCUUUGCCGAUCCACUCAACACUAAGAAGAUUCAAGGGAAGAACAUUGAAAGUGGAGUCGACUUUCAGACCUGGGCCAAUGAGCUUGGAGAAGUUUUACCCAGUACCAAGGGUCCUGCUGCGAGCGACUCGAGCGUGAGCCAUUGGCAAGAGAUCGUCGCUUGGGAGGAUAAAUCUUGGAUAGAUGAGUGUUGA
Messenger RNA from Penicillium angulare, 867 nucleotides. RefSeq lists its product as uncharacterized. The record is from RefSeq and is a predicted model, not a curated record. The coding region runs from base 1 to 867 and encodes 288 amino acids. Lineage: Eukaryota; Fungi; Ascomycota; Eurotiomycetes; Eurotiales; Aspergillaceae. The transcript is spliced from 2 exons.